Molecule: messenger RNA, 2138 nt
Organism: Musca vetustissima
Lineage: Eukaryota; Metazoa; Arthropoda; Insecta; Diptera; Muscidae
Product: SEC23-interacting protein-like
Exons: 8
Coding region: 53-2113 (686 amino acids)
Cellular component (GO): COPII-coated ER to Golgi transport vesicle
Molecular function (GO): metal ion binding
Source: RefSeq, a predicted model, not a curated record
GACGACCAAACAUUACGAAGAAUUACCCGAAGAAAUACUCAAGGAGUUAAGAAUGGCCAAUGUAUUGCAAAGUGAUAAACCCACCACACCAGUGGCUGGGACGUCAUACAAGCCUGCAGUCAAACAUUGGUUCUACAAGCGUACCAUCGAUGCCAAACAAGUUUGGGUACCAUUCAGUCAUUACGAUUCGGCGUUGUUGGAGACCAGUCUUCUAAUGGAGGGAGAAGAUAAACCCGAAGUUGUUGCCGUUGAAGGUGGCCGCUAUGAUGUCUACAUUAAAGAGCGCAUCAAACGUAGUGUCUAUUGGGAAAGUGAACCAAUUGAAGUGAGACGUUGUUCGUGGUUUUACAAGGCAGUCGAUUCCAAAUAUAUACCCUACGAAGAAAGUACAGCCGAUGUUUUGGAAGCGGAAUAUAAACAGGCUGCCGAAAGUGGUGUUUGGCACAAGACCAUUAUAUUGGGUAUGGGAGAACAGGUGGUCUUCCAUGGCCCCACAGUUAUUGUACACUUCCAGCAGCAACAAAAUCAAGAUGCCUGGGGUGGUACCACGCAAACCACCACCAGACCCCGUGUGGUUAAACGUGAUCUAGAUGAUUUCACCAUUGCCCAAGGUGAAUCCCAAAAGGUCGAUCAUUUACUCUUUAUGGUACAUGGUAUUGGUUCGGCAUGCGAUUUGAAGCUGAGAUCUGUUGAAGAAGUUGUUGAAGAUUUCCGCACCAUUGCCCACCAAUUGGUACAAUCACAUUAUAAAAAUUCCGCCGAUUUGGGUUUGGUGGGUCGCGUUGAAGUCCUACCCAUUUCAUGGCACAGUCAUCUGCACUCCAUCGAAUUGGGUAUUGAUGAGAAAUUACGUUCCAUAACCUUGGAAUCGAUCCCAAAACUGCGUAACUUCACCAAUGACACUCUAUUGGAUAUACUAUUCUAUACCAGCCCUACAUUCUGUCAACGGAUUAUGAAUUCAAUUGUAAUGUCUUUGAAUGAUAUCUAUAUGAAAUAUCGUCAACGUCAUCCCGAUUUUAAUGGUGGCGUUUCUUUGGCUGGCCACAGUUUGGGUUCAUUAAUACUUUUCGAUUUACUUUGCCAUCAAAAUCCCAUCAAAGAAAGUGAGGAGAAGAAUCUCGAAAAUCCCGAUCAACAAUUUCUAAGUCAAAACAAUAUGGCGGGAGCGGCGGCGGAUAGUAACAAUCAAUUGGAAGCCAAAUCGAUAAGUUAUACCAUGGGUCCAGCCGGUACUGGACAACCGUUUAUCAACUAUGGCCAAUUGAUCUUUCAGCCGAAGAAAUUCUUUGCCCUGGGAUCACCAAUUGGUAUGUUCGUCACCAUUCGUGGCAUUGAUAAGCUUGGCCUUGACUUCCGCCUACCCACAUGCCCUGGUUUUUAUAACAUUUUCCAUCCAUAUGAUCCGGUUGCCUAUCGCAUAGAAGCCUUGGUUAAUCCUGAUUUAAGUGGUGUACGUCCUGUCCUCAUUCCCCAUCACAAGGGUCGCAAACGUAUGCAUUUGGAAUUGAAGGAGACAAUGGCUCGUGUCAGCACCGAUUUGAAACAUCGUUUCUUGGAUAAAUUCAAGAAUACCUUGGAUAGUGUUAACUUCUUUGGUCCCUUGGCACCGAAAUCGAAAAAGGAGACAGAGGAAAUGAUGGAAAAGGAAGUGCAAAAGGUCAUUGAAAUGCAAAUGCAAAUGGAACGUCAAGGCAGUGGUGGCAGCCAACAACAAUCGCAAUCACAAACACCCAAUCAGGAACAUCUGUCGCCGGGUGAUGAACAACAAACUAACAGCAGCAGUAGCCAACAUUUGCCAUUGCCACAACGUACACGUACCGAUUCGGUAUCCACUGCCGUAUCAGAUGAUAUGGUUGAAAUAGAUUUCCCUCUGGGUAAAUUAAAUGAUUCCAAACGCAUUGACUAUGUACUGCAAGAGGCACCCUUGGAAUUUAUAAACGAGUACAUAUUUGCAUUGAGUAGUCAUGUGUGUUAUUGGGAUUCUGAGGAUACCAUACUGUUUGUUAUGAAGGAAAUCUAUUCUGGCCUUGGCAUCAGUCCCGAUAGCCAGGUGCCCCAGCAAACGAUGACAAUUGAACGUCCUAGUUCUCGUAAUAGUUUAUCACAAUCAUAGAUUUGAAUAUUUGGAAUUUUCUCUU